UGUUUUAAGUUAAAUAAAUAAUUUAACAGAUUGAUAACACAACCAAUAACAAUGUCUGCUGCAAACGCAGCUCCCAUCACCGCUACGGACAGCCUUACCCAAGCGUUGAAGGCUAAUAUCAUCCCUAACCAAGAAUACUUAUUACAGGGUUCAGUAUUGGACUCUGCCGUGGAGGUUUUGCUGCAUCGGCUGCGUGGGUUGUGCGACAAUGUCGACGCCGGCCCUGAGACCUUUGACGACCAAGAAGUCUGCUUUAGUCUUCGAGACCCUAAUCAACAGACAGCCCCACUGAUGUUACGAGUGCGUAAGGCACUGGACGCGCGCGACAUGCCAUACCAGCUCCGUUACAUUGGACAACCAGACCUGGGCGACAAGAAUCGUCCCACUGUGGUGCGCUCCAGCCUCGACAUUGCCUGCAAUGGCAUGCUUCUGGAGUUCCUCAGUGAGCUUGGCUGCAGGAUCGAGUUUGAAUAUAGUGUUAAAGGGUACAUGUUUCGGAAAGGAAGGAUGAAGAUAACAGUUGCAAAAGUAUUCAAGAUACCACAGAACUCUAUGCCUCCCGAGCCCAUUUCACAAAGCUAUCUAGUUGAGCUGUCGGUGCUAGCCCCUCAAGGCCAGGACGCGAUCGCGGAGGACAUGCGCGCGUUCGCCGACCAGCUGCGGCCUCUGGUGCAACUCGACAAGAUCGACUACAAGCGGCUCGGCCACAUGACAUAGCCCAUGUUCCUGGCUUAGGCCGCGCCGACCGCCACCGCCGCCGGUCGACGCCGCCUCAGCCGCGCUCCGCUGGGAGGCUGCUCUUGAUGCGAUUGCGUCCGUUUUACUUCGUUCGUAUCGUUUCAUGCAUACUAGUAGUCUUACACUUAUCAUAUUUUAAUUGUGAUUUCAUUCGUUUCCUAGAUACUGCCCUG
Cydia amplana is the source of this 911-nucleotide messenger RNA. RefSeq names its product mediator of RNA polymerase II transcription subunit 18 (gene MED18). Gene Ontology annotation, biological process: regulation of transcription by RNA polymerase II; termination of RNA polymerase II transcription. The record is from RefSeq and is a predicted model, not a curated record. Gene Ontology annotation, cellular component: mediator complex; core mediator complex. Gene Ontology annotation, molecular function: transcription coregulator activity. NCBI's taxonomy places the organism in Eukaryota, Metazoa, Arthropoda, Insecta, Lepidoptera, Tortricidae. The transcript has 5 exons. Bases 52 to 717 code for a protein of 221 amino acids.